Molecule: messenger RNA, 849 nt
Organism: Saccostrea echinata
Lineage: Eukaryota; Metazoa; Mollusca; Bivalvia; Ostreida; Ostreidae
Product: mitotic-spindle organizing protein 2-like
Exons: 3
Coding region: 166-492 (108 amino acids)
Cellular component (GO): centrosome; spindle
Source: RefSeq, a predicted model, not a curated record
CGAUUCCUCCGCGAUGUAAACCUAGAGGCAAGGGUUAGUCUAGAAAGUCAGCAGAGAAUUCGUCAUUUCGUGAUCAUAUUGACCUUUACACCCAACAGAAGCAGUUAUUGCAAAAAAUAUGGAUUGAAGGAUGCAUUAAUGAAGUCUGUCAUUUGAUUAUUAACCAUGACAACUGUGACCAGCGAUCAGUUUCUUCAGUACACACUCCUCAGUAAAAAUGUCCUGUCAUUGGACGAACAAGAAUUAUAUGAGCUGUCACAGUUGGCUGGAGUCGUGUUUGAUCCCAGCGUCUUCAAAAUCAUCAUGGAUUUGCUGAAGAUGAAUGUUGCUCCACAGGCCAUCUUGCAGGUUCUUAGGAGUAUAUCUGGACAGAGGCCAAAAGUGAUUAGUUCCCCUGAGACUUCUCAACGUUCUCACCAAAGUGAGGCUGAUCGUAGAGUGAAAAGCCGCAGUCGUGUUCCGAGUGCUAGAAAGCCAGAGGCUAGAAGAUAAAGCAUUGCUGCUCUCUCAUAACAAGCUUAUUAUAAUUAGGAGUUCAGACUUACAUAUAUAAGAAAGACCAUUUUAUAACUAUGGUCAUAAUCAUUAUUGAAACUAUGUAGAUUGAUGCAGACUAUUGUACAUUGCUUGAAAGCCAUGAAUAGUUUAAGUGUUUCUUCUUCUUUUCAUAUAUAAAAAUUUUAAAAGAGUACGAGUAAAAAUCCCUACCAGGUAUACAAACUUGUAUGAGGAUAUAUUGAAGGGAGGGGAGCUUGUUAUUGAAGUUGUGUGUGUUGAAACAAGCAUAUGAGUAGAUUUUUUAAAAACCUUUUUAUACAUUGAAUUUGUAAUAAAGUGAUAUGAAAUUCA